CUCUCUCCGCUAUCUCAGAAUUCACUUCCGCACCAUCACACUUGGACACCCGCACUCUACUCUGCUCUUCAUGGAGGAACGGCGCACAUCGACCUCGACCAUCUCGUCGUCGCCUGGCGACGACGCCACACCGCUUCUUCCUUACGUCCCCAUCCCCUCCCUUGACCGCCAAGCCGCUCCAGCCCGCAAGCGCAAGCCACAUACACGCACCAAAACCGGCUGCCGCCGGUGUCGACAGCAGCGCGUCAAGUGCCCCGAGGGACCUGUCGGGCCGAGCGGGCGGCAAGUGAUCUGCCGGCGAUGCUGGGAGACGGAUCGCCCGUGCUAUUACCCUGCCAAAGGGGUGAAGCGGGACCGCAACUCGGAGGAGGCGUGGGAGCGGGCAGAGGAUGUCGAUGAGUGGAGAUGGGGCAAUGGUGUGCCGUCAGGUGGCGGCGGCCGCGAAGUGGGUGGUGGUGACGGUGGUUAUGUCCCACAACUGCAGCCCGCGCAGCCAGUCGGCGGAGACCUCGGCGCUCUGAGUUUUGGCCUCGGGCAAGCGCUUAUCGACACAGCGCCGCCCGAGGGUUUUGACUGGUCAGUCCUAUUUGCGCCUGCCCCGCCCGCGCCGCCUCAACAUCAACAGCAGCAGGCGUCGAUUUUGCCGCUGGAGGACGAUGAGGAACGGCAGCACCAACAGGAAGAACAACAGCGGCAACACCAGCAACAACACCAUCAGCAGACAUCGCAUGCGCGCCAAAACCAGAAUCUCCUCCAGCUGGUCGGCACCGGGGCCUACUCUCCGUCUUCGGCGCGUGUCGCCCUCCCUUCUGCCCCGGAGCCGGCCGCAGCGUCGCUCCCGCAAAGCUUCAUUAACUCGCUGCUCGGCCCGUCCCCGCUGAACGGCAUGGUCGCACCGAUAACGCUGGCGGGCUUGUCGACUUCGCAGAAUGACCGCCUCAUUGUUAACUACUUUGAGGUUGAGGGCUGUAACGAGAUCGUCUCAACACCCAAGUCGAAGCAUAACUGGAUCUUUAUGGAAUUGUUUCCGCGCCUCCUCGCUUCGCUGGCGGCGCAGCCGGCGGGAUCGCCAUCGGACGAUGCUGACGGCGCUGUUCGCCAAUGGCUCCACCUUUGCCUCCUGCAGAUCGCGUAUGUCCACCGCGCCAAUAUUGAGCUGGACGAGGCCAAGUCGUGGCACUUCCGCUCCGAGGCCGCUCGUUUCCGACAGAAGGCGAGCUACGCGAUCCUCCGUGCCAAGGUUAAGUGGCCUGGCGGGCAGUGGAAGACGGAGGAGUAUCUCAUGGGCUUCUUCAUCCGCUGCAUGGCAGACAUGCUCGACUCGGGGAAUCUAGCGCUUGACAGACACACGGCGUUCGAGCUGCCCCUCGAGCGGGCGACGCCCUUCUACAGCAGCCUGCGCGACAUGAUUGCGCUCUACUCCACGCUGCAGUUCGCAUGCACCUCAAUCGACAUGCAGCUGGGAAGCGCCGCACCGCUGAUCGACAUGCAGCUUGGGAGCGUCGCGCCACUCUUUGAAAUGCCUCCCAGGGGCGAGGAGUGGGUCGAGCGCUUCGUCGGAUUCAGCCGCCGCAUCGUGCGCAUCAUUGGCCGCAUCAACGGCAUGGUGGUGUAUCGCGCCGGUCUGAUCCGCGCCGGCACACACAACGGGGCACCAGGUAAACUCCUGCGCGCCGAGGCGGAGCGGCUGGCUAGCGAGCUCGGCCAGAGCUGGGACUGGGACGAGAACGCCCAGGAGAUCGGGCAAAGUGAGCGCGUCCAGCGUGGCGACGAGGUCAUGCGCCAGGCCCUCCUGGUCCUGCUCCUCUGCGAGGUCCUGCACGUGCCGCUGGACGACCCGAGAAUCGCGACUGCAGCUGACCGCGCCGUCGAGCUCGUCGUCGACUGCGAGCCUGCGAGCGUCGGCGGCUUCCAGUGGGCACUCACGAUCUUCGCCAUUUACUGUCGGGACAACGAGCGGCGCGAGCGCAUCCAAAUCCUCAUCCGCCAAAUCCUCGCCCUCUCCUUUGGCAGCGGGUAUCGGGGCCCGGACGACAUCCUGCGCCUCUGUUGGGAGGCACUGGACCGGAACGGCUCGUACGAGAAUGGUAUUGCGCCGUGGCGCGAGGCCCUGGGCGCGCUGGGGCGCAACCUGUUCAUCUAAUUGCUGUCCGGGACGUUGGAGAAUCUGACCGUAGUUGUACAACGACGUGGAUAGAGUCACAUUGCCCUUCAUGGUGUGGAAUGCGCGGUCUCAUUUGUAGCCUAUUGUGAUAUGGAAGUUGGGGUGUGCCACCCGCUAG
Cutaneotrichosporon oleaginosum is the source of this 2282-nucleotide messenger RNA. RefSeq lists its product as uncharacterized. Gene Ontology annotation, cellular component: nucleus. NCBI's taxonomy places the organism in Eukaryota, Fungi, Basidiomycota, Tremellomycetes, Trichosporonales, Trichosporonaceae. Gene Ontology annotation, molecular function: zinc ion binding; DNA-binding transcription factor activity, RNA polymerase II-specific; transcription cis-regulatory region binding. The record is from RefSeq and is a predicted model, not a curated record. Gene Ontology annotation, biological process: positive regulation of transcription by RNA polymerase II.